AUGCCUUCCAUAGAAUUAGGCGAAUCCAUACCGCCCGAUACAGCACACGCUGUUAGUGUCUCAUUACCGACUUGGGCAUCCAACGUUGGCUAUGAGGAAGGCGCAUCUUGGGUCCUCAGCCGAAUGACUACUGGCUAUCCUAGAUUCUUCAUACAUAAGACUAUUGCUGAGUUAGGCCGUGCAAUUGCAACUAGCUAUGGGAAACAAGACCAGCAAGCCAUGCUCUUUUCUACACCAGAAGCAGCGGAACGUUGUUUAGACUUCAUGCGACAGAGGGCUCCCGAUACUCUUGCUAUCCAGCUCCAUUCGGUAGCAUUUGAGCUCAACCUCUCUGAAAAUACCUCUCCGGUUCUCGGCGGUCUGUCGUCAACUAUUGCCGCGGCUUUGUUUCCCGCAGAAGCUUUUGGGCUUGCCAAGCAAUACUGGCAGCACACUGGAGAUGGAAUUUCAAGUCGCCGCGCAGAGUUCUGUCAUGACCUUCUGCGAGCCGGCAUUCUAGUACCGAGCAACUCCAAAAAUUCCAUUCUCGAAACUACCUUGAAGCCCUCGCGAGGUCCUAAGCGGUACCAACGCACGAAUUCGGUAGAUGAAACCGCAGUUCCCGAUGCCAAGGUCACCACCACGGCUUUCAACGACAACAAAGAAAGUUCUAGGUUUCUGGAAGAGAGGUUCGGUAGGAAUCUGGACUUGACUCUGGCCGCAAAAGCGAAAUCAGCAAUUCGACGCAGGAUUGCUGGGUCACUUAUCAGCGAACUUGAUUUGACAGCAGAGACAGUUACAGAGCCCUUGGUUUCGUCUGUUCGCGCCAACAAUCUAAGCGAAUCUGAUAUAUACCUCUUUCCCGCAGGUAUGAAUGCAAUCUUCAACGCGCAUCGUGCAUUGAUGGCUGCCAGGGGUCAGCUUCAGAGCGUCAGUUUCGGGUUCCCUUACGUUGAUACUUUGAAAAUACUGCAAAAAUUUGGUCCUGGCUGUAUAUUCUAUGGCAAUGGUUCUUCCUCGGAUCUAGAUGACCUCGAACAUCGAUUGGGGAAGGGGGAACAUAUUCUGGCCCUCUUCUGUGAGUUUCCUGGGAAUCCUCUCUUGGCCAGCCCAGAUUUGCGAAGAAUCCGGGAACUCGCCAAUGAUUUCGAUUUCGCGGUCGUUGUGGAUGAAACUAUUGGUACGUUUGCAAACAUCAAUGUUCUUCCAUUCGCCGAUAUUGUGGUUAGCAGCCUCACCAAAAUAUUUUCUGGUGAUUCUAAUGUGAUGGGGGGGAGCGCUGUCUUAAACCCCGGCAGCAAAUACUACAAACUGCUGAAAACCGCAAUGGAAACUGUGGUCGAAGAUAACUAUUGGCCGGAAGACAUUAUCUUCAUGGAGAGGAACAGUCGAGACUUCCUUAACCGAGUGGGAAGGGUCAAUGCGAAUGCUGAGGCCAUCUGCGACAUUCUACGGGGCCACCCUCUUGUAAAAGACCUCCUCUACCCAAAGUUCAAUUCGUCUCGGGAUCACUAUGAGCGCUGUCGUCUGCCGCAUGGUGGGUUCGGUGGCUUGCUGUCUGUUGUCUUUCAUCAACAGGUCAGCGCGCAAGCUUUUUAUGACGAGAUGGAUAUCGCGAAGGGGCCAAGCUUGGGCACAAACUUUACAUUGUGCUCUCCGUAUACCCUAUUGGCUCACUACGGUGAGCUCCCUUGGGCGGCACAAUUCGGUGUAGAUCCGGACUUAGUACGUGUCAGUGUCGGACUGGAAGACAAAGAUACCCUCAGUGACACAUUUCGCAGGGCUCUCGAGGCCGCUGACAGAGCCACGAGCGCGAGUAGGUAG
Messenger RNA from Cordyceps militaris CM01, 1803 nucleotides. Its product is annotated as Cys/Met metabolism, pyridoxal phosphate-dependent enzyme. The record is from RefSeq and is a predicted model, not a curated record. NCBI's taxonomy places the organism in Eukaryota, Fungi, Ascomycota, Sordariomycetes, Hypocreales, Cordycipitaceae. Gene Ontology annotation, molecular function: cystathionine gamma-synthase activity; pyridoxal phosphate binding. The transcript is spliced from 3 exons. Gene Ontology annotation, biological process: transsulfuration. The coding region runs from base 1 to 1803 and encodes 600 amino acids.